GGUACACCUUCCAAAUAGUAAAAUACAUACUGUAAACAAAUAUCAUAUCUGAAGUAAGCGCUCACUUUUGCGAUACACACGUAAUAGUUAUAACAGUAUGCAAUAACGAAGUAUACUCCCCAGCAAUAUUAGCAUAUCUGAAAUACUUGUAUAUUAAACUUCGCGAAUGUGACCUCGUUAACAUCCGGUGCACACCUUCAUGUGGAUCACACCCUCACAACAAAGGCGUAAAAUACCGGACUAGCAUAACUGAGUAUUAUAGACACACACGCACGCACGCUUUCGAAAGGAAGAAUAAUGGCAUUGAUAGGGGGGACAGCUGGGGCCGCAGGUAUGACUGUACCAGAAGAAAGACCAGCGGAAGUAACACAAUACAGUGUUAACCAAACAGAGUACCUGGGAUCUGAUAAUCCGUGUGCCGCCAUCGCAUGUGUUGCUGCGAGACGGUUCUUACAACUUAGAGGCAGCGGGUUGCUGUUUGUGAAGAAUGACGAUGAAUGCAUGCGGCUCAUCGGCGAAGGGGUGGUGUUUCACAGUCGGUGGAUGGCGUCAGAUCUGAAGCGCACCACCAACGACCUCGCCAGUGUCGAUGAGAUUUGUAGCUUGGAGGGUAUAGGGGUAAGCAUAUCGACGGAUUUAUUUUAUGCCGGCCAAUUGGAGAACUCCUCCUUCGGACUGUCGCUGGUACAAUCAUUACGGAAGAUAUAUGCACCUGAAGCAGCCAGCCCGGCAGCUUAUAUAUUAACUACAAGUAAGUUACAAACAAAGUUGUAG
Sphaeroforma arctica JP610 is the source of this 774-nucleotide messenger RNA. RefSeq lists its product as hypothetical. Lineage: Eukaryota; Ichthyosporea; Ichthyophonida. The transcript is spliced from 3 exons. The record is from RefSeq and is a predicted model, not a curated record. Bases 298 to 774 code for a protein of 158 amino acids.